Molecule: messenger RNA, 2066 nt
Organism: Cercocebus atys (sooty mangabey)
Lineage: Eukaryota; Metazoa; Chordata; Mammalia; Primates; Cercopithecidae
Gene: PARP11
Product: poly (ADP-ribose) polymerase family, member 11
Exons: 9
Coding region: 917-1912 (331 amino acids)
Molecular function (GO): NAD+ poly-ADP-ribosyltransferase activity
Source: RefSeq, a predicted model, not a curated record
ACUGCUUCCCCGCGCUGGCUUCAGUCCGGGUGUUGAGUUCCGGGACCGGAGUGCCAGGGCCUUUUGGCUUCUGCAACCUGUACCUUUUUCAGCAGUGGAAGUGCCUCGGUGGAUUCUCCAAUGCGUUAUUGUUUUCUUGUCACAGUUAUUUAUUUUACUUCCUGUGAUGUUUCAGCCUCAUGCCUUCACCGUUUUUUGUUGUUGUUGUUGUUUUUGAGACGGAGUCUCGCACUGUCGCCCAGGCUGGAGUGCAGUGGCGCGAUCUCGGCUCACCGCAGCCUCCGUCUCCCGGGUUCAAGCGAUUCUCGUGCCUCAGCCUCCCGACUCCCUUCACUGUUUUUUGAAACUUUGUGUUUUGCUUUCUAAUUGGAGUAACUGGCCUUGGAACCUGUAGUCAGUCAUUUGCCUCAGGUUUACCUGCCAGUCCCAUCCGUCUAAAGCAAGGGAAUUCGACCCCCUUGUCUUGAAUGGGCCUAAGAGGAGCCGUCAGUUCUCCUUUUCCCUUCUUGGUGGACAGCCGUUUAAAACUUGGAGUAUGGACUGUUAUGUUCUUAGAUGUUUUCGUUCAGUGGACAAAGUGAUGAUCUGGGACAUUUCAACUGCAAGUGUGCCUCCUUCCUUGGUUGACUCUGGUAUUUUCAUUAUGACUUCAUGUAUUUUUGUCUACUUUGCUUUUGUACAUUUAUUUAUUUAAAGUGCAACGUAGGGGCGGAAAAGUGUAAUACCUUCCCUCACCACCCAUUGUAAGGAUCACAGCCACCGCUCCUUGAAACAGAAGAUAGGUUAACAAGUGUAUUUGCAUGCCUGAGUCCUUGAGCCGUGCUAUACCAGUUUGUCCAGAUUAUUUAUACUAGCAAUGCGGUUUAUGGUGAAGACCUGCUUUCCCUCUGGGAAUCUGGAACUUCAGUAAAAGGAGAUGUUUCACAAAGCAGAAGAAUUCUUUUCUAAAACAACAAACAAUGAAGUGGAUGACAUGGACACAUCAGAUACCCAGUGGGGCUGGUUUUACUUGGCAGAAUGUGGGAAGUGGCACAUGUUUCAGCCGGAUACCAACAGUCAGUGUUCAGUUAGCAGUGAAGAUAUCGAAAAAAGCUUCAAAACAAACCCUUGUGGCUCCAUUUCUUUUACUACUUCCAAAUUCAGCUACAAGAUAGACUUUGCAGAAAUGAAGCAAAUGAAUCUCACCACUGGAAAGCAGCGCUUAAUAAAAAGAGCCCCCUUUUCUAUCAGUGCUUUCAGUUACAUCUGUGAAAACGAGGCCAUCCCUAUGCCACCACACUGGGAGAAUGUGAAUACUCAAGUACCAUAUCAGCUUAUUCCUCUGCACAGUCAAACACAUGAAUACAAUGAAGUUGCUAAUCUCUUUGGGAAAACGAUGGAUCGCAACCGAAUUAAAAGAAUUCAGAGAAUUCAAAACCUAGAUUUGUGGGAAUUCUUUUGCAGGAAAAAGGCUCAGCUCAAGAAAAAAAGAGGUGUGCCUCAGAUUAAUGAACAAAUGCUAUUUCAUGGUACCAGCAGUGAAUUUGUAGAAGCAAUCUGCAUUCAUAACUUUGAUUGGAGAAUAAAUGGUAUACAUGGUGCUGUCUUUGGAAAAGGAACCUAUUUUGCUAGAGAUGCUGCUUAUUCCAGUCGUUUCUGCAAAGAUGACAUAAAGCAUGGAAACACAUUCCAAAUUCAUGGUGUCAGCUUGCAACAGCGGCAUCUGUUUAGAACAUAUAAAUCUAUGUUUCUUGCUCGAGUGCUAAUUGGAGAUUACAUAAACGGAGACUCCAAAUACAUGCGACCUCCUUCCAAAGACGGGAGCUAUGUGAAUUUAUAUGACAGCUGUGUGGAUGAUACCUGGAACCCAAAGAUCUUUGUGGUUUUUGAUGCCAACCAAAUCUAUCCUGAGUACUUGAUAGACUUUCAUUGAUUUCACUUCCAAAUCUCAGUGGUCAAGGAAGCUUUAUUCUUUUUUGCAGGAAGAUUUGCUCUUCAGUCAUCUAGCCACUAAAUGUUAAUUAUCUGAUACUUUUGAAACAGAUAUGAAAAACAAGUGGCCUCCAUAUAAAAAGACAUACUGACUU